UGCCAGUUAGAACUUACAAGUAAUUGUGUCUUCGUGUCCUAAAUGAAUUGAGAACUGUGGUAUUCCUAUUAUAAACACGCCACCAGUUAUUAGCAAACGAGAAGCUGUACGUGAACUCAAGCUACCGCAGUACAAAGGUCGGUAAUCUCAGGUUCGGUGCUUGACUUCUUCUUGUUUACUAGUAAAACUGGUAACAAAUCGAGAGUCGUCAAGAGAAAAGUCGAUAACGGUAGUUUGCUGAUUGAUGACGUACUGCUCUGAAUCAAGAACUGUGGUGUGACAACGAGUAUUACUGGAUUUUUGAAAAGCCGUUAAAGACUACCAAACUGUGUACAAGUGCUAUGCUCAUGUCUCGUAGAAGGUGACAAACACUGUUCCUUUGUUACAAUAGGUUUAGCCGUGUUUUUAUGUCAGUGCAAUAUGAGCCGACGCUAUACACUAUCUCUGUGUUCUCCGAACAAGGAUUUGAAGUGGAUUAUAGCUGUUCUGUUAGUCUGUCAAUUACUUGUUUUAGCGGACUUGAGGCACACGACCCAUGUUCGGGAUUUCCGCCUGAUACGAUAUGAAGACCUUGUAGGUAGUGUGGACAGGUUCAGGCCAGGAGGGGUAACAACGUUCUCCCAGCUAUUGUUUGACAUCCCACGAUACCAGCUUAUUGUUGGGGCAAGGGACAGCUUGUACAGGUUGAAUUUGGAAGAAUUGAAACAAUUGGAAGAAGUACAUUUACCGUCGUCGGAAACCACAAUAACAAAAUGCAGGCAAAAAGGACAAAGCGUUGAAAACUGUCGUAACUUCAUCAAAGUUCUUCUUAGCCACAACAGCAAAUUAUUUGCUUGUGGUACGAAUGCCUUUUCUCCUGAGUGUUAUUGGCGAGAUAUCAAUUCCAUUAGAAACGUAAUAGAGAAAAUCCCAGGGGAAGCAAAAUGUCCUUAUAGCCCUCAUGAAAAUAGCAGUGCACUUAUUACAGUGCAGGGGGACUACUACAUAGCCUCAGCACUUGAUUUCUCUGCUCGUGAUAGUGCUAUUCAUCGUGCCUUGGGCAAGGGUCCAUUCUUGCGUACUGUACAGUACGAUGCACGAUGGUUAAGUGAACCAGACUUUGUUGCAUCCUAUGAAAUUGGAAACUUUACAUAUUUCUUCUUCCGAGAAUCAGCUGUAGAACACAUGAACUGUGGCAAGAUAAUCUUUUCUCGGGUAGGAAGAAUUUGUAAGAAUGACCAAGGAGGCCAGUUCAUGUUAAAAGAUAACUGGACAACAUUCCUAAAGGCUCGAUUAAAUUGUUCUCUUCCGGGGGAGUAUCCAUUCUACUACAAUGAGUUGCAAAGCAUUUAUUAUCUUGAGAGGGAACAAGUGUUCUAUGCUACUUUUACUACACCUGAAAUCAGCAUAUAUGGAUCAGCUAUUUGUGCCUUCAGCAUGGCAGCCAUACAUAGUGCUUUCAAUGGACCAUUCAAGUACCAGAAAAGUCAAGAGUCUCAAUGGGAAAGACAUAAAGGACCCCAUGAACAUUUUCAGUGUGAAACACCUGGCAGCAGUGAAAAUAUAUUAGAUGCUGACCACCUGAAAUUGAUGGAUGAGGCUAUUCAACCAUCUUAUUCUAAGCCUCUUUAUACAACUGAAUUGGAAAGGUUCAACCAUAUUGUAGUUGAUGUUGUGCCAACAAAGCACUAUGAUGAUCCCGCUCAUGUCAUCUUUGUAUCUAACAAUGAAGGUGUAAUAAGGAAGCUUGUAGAUGUACCUCAGAAAUUCCAGAUUUGUUUAGUUGAAGAGAUACAUGUAUUUCCACAAAAUAGCACUAAUAAAAUACUGUCUCUGAAGUUGCUAAAAGACACGAAUUCUCUCUACAUAGGAACAGACAAAGAAGUUCUUAGGGUUCCAUUACAUCGUUGUGAACGCUUCCUCAGUGAAACGUCAUGUUUAAAUGCAAUGGAUCCCUAUUGUGGGUGGAAUGAGUACCAGAUGGCUUGCACCACAGCUCCUCACAGAAACCCAGUAAGUUCCUUCUGGAAACAGGAGGAAAUUGGUUGCCCUCGCACCCAUUUACCAGUCAAUGGUGGCUGGGGACCAUGGACAUCUUGGUUUGAAUGUGAACAGAUAGAAAAAGAUGUGCUCAGAGACCUCUGUUUAUGUCGACAAAGGAAAUGUAACAGUCCAACUCCAGCCAAUGGAGGCAUGAAAUGUGAAGGCAUGGACUUUCAAGUUGCCAACUGUACACAAAAUGGACAGUGGACAGAGUGGUCAGCAUGGUCAGCUUGUUCUCAAACAUGUGGAUUAGCAGUAAAGACACGUCGGAGGACUUGUGGGAAUCCUUCCCCUGCUUAUGGUGGUCGAAUUUGCUUGGGUCCUGAGCGAGAGGAAAUCUACUGUACCACAAAUCCUCCCUGCCCUGGUCCUAUUCUACCUCCAGUGGAUGGACUGUGGUCAGAUUGGUCAGUGUGGACUGAAUGCACUGCUCUAUGUGGAGGGGGAAUACAGAUGCGACAACGAAAGUGUAAUAGUCCAGCACCCAAGAAUGGUGGUCGAGAAUGUCUAGGAUGUGAUCAUGAUUACCAACAAUGCAACACCCAUUCAUGUCCAGAAUUUAGAAAAACAAGCAAAUGGACUCCUUGGCUUCAAGCAAACAAAACUAAAGAUGGCUACUUUGAACAAAGGUUCAGAUUUAUUUGUAAUGCCAAUGUUGCACAGGAGAAUUUACUUCGUGUUGGAAACAUGAGAAGCGAGGAAAGAUACUGUUCAGAAGGAGGCAGGAACUGUUUUGAUGCAGCUUUUGUAAAUACAGAAAGAGGCUGGUCAGAAUGGUCUUUAUGGUCUGUGUGUUCAAAAUCAUGUGGUGGAGGCAUCCAGUCGAAAACACGGAUAUGUAAUAGUGAGGAAAGUGAUUGUGAUGGUGAAAGCUACAAAGAAAAAGAAUGCAACACACUGUCUUGCAAAGGUCUCGAAGGCUGGAAAGAAUGGUCAGAAUGGUCACUUUGUGAUAAGAAUGAUGAACAACAUAGACAACGAACAUGUAAACAUUCUAGUGAUGAGCCUGGUCAAUGUCAAGGUUCAAGUGAGCAAACAAGGAUGUGUAUAGCUGGACAAUUUGAUUACUCAACAAAAGCAAGUAGCCAAGAAGUGAAAGGAGUUUCUAUACCUACUGUGGUUGGUGUUUGUCUGGGGUCAUUCAUUCUUGGAGCAGCAUUGUCUGCCCUUGGAACAUAUAUGUGCAUGAAACGUCGAUAUGCAUUCCGUGAUGGUAGACUUUCAAAAAAGAUGAUACCUGUUAAGCAAAAUCACUAUAUAACAGAAAGUGAAUUAAAAAACAACAUGACUCCAAUCAAUGGCUCACCAGGAAAAUACCCAUUGAGAGAAGCAACAAUUAAGAGAAAUGGGCUUAGAACACCCAUACAUGCAGACCAGAACUUUUAGUGAACUCCAAGAGCAUUUUACAUGAACUGUAUGCACUUUACUAUUCACAGAUGUGGUAAAUUUCUGUGAAGAGUUCCUCCAAACAUCUUGUGAAAUUCCCUAGUACUACUAGGAUAAUAUGGAAGUUAGUAUAACAGAAUCACAUAUGUUUGGUAAAGUUCAGUCUAUAUGAACAACUUUAUGAAAAUCUCUCACUCUCUUUUUUUUUUUUAAUGUACCAUAAAGCAAUGUGAGUUGUCAACCAGCUGUUGGGGUAUCAGCUUAUAUUAGAUGAAAGCGGGUGGAUGAACCCACCUGUAUCGGGUGUACAGUUCCAGUAAAUGUGCCUUGUGUAAAGUAAACAUCUUAAUAGACUCUGGUUUUUAUGCCCUUUAAAAGAAAAAAAAAUAAUCAUGUUAGUACACAUAUUUUUUUUUUAUUAUUGUUACAACAUGACCACAGAAUUAUGUUGAUUACACGUUUGCCAGGAGGAAACAUUUCUGCCCAUGUCAUGAUCCUCAGAAUUGUAUUUCGUAGCUGAAUUAUACCAUACUUUCAACUUAAUAUACUAAACAGUUUGUUGAAAGGAACACUGAACAUUUAUGUGUUUUUAGACAUUUUUCAGGAAUCGCAAAGUAAGCUUCAGUCAUGACAUCAUAAUGCCAUAAAUGCAUUUAAUGAAUUAAUAGAAACUGUGAACUGUAAUAAGAAGGUAUCAAAGUGUGGACAAGUACAAACUGCAAAUAUGUGAUGUGUAUCAAGACGAGAAAAAACAGCAGGAAAAAAACUCUUCAGUAUUUUAUUAAAAAAAAAUAAAUAAAAGUAGUAAAAAAGAAAAUUCAUAUCUAUUUUCUGGUAUACCUCAAAUCAUCAAUUUAAAAAAAAUGUGAAACUGCUGAAAAUAUGUGCCUUCUAAUAGUUUCAAAUGUAUUCAAAAUAAAAUAUUAAUCGGCUACAAAGGAAAUCAUUGGUUAUCAGUGUACUGUAGAAUUACCUAACUAGUUAGAAUGAAGAAGAGGACUUUUUCCACAAGUAGUCAGUUUGUUUUCAUAAUUUUCAACAUCUUUACUCCUACUUCUAUGUUAGAAAGGACAAGUUGUUUCACUAAUACCCUUGUUAUUAUAUUUAAUAAGUGUAAUGGCUAAACUGAUGCCUUUAUUUCAAAGCUUUUGUAUAUUUUGAUAUUUGGUUUGUUUCACUCACUCAUGUUUCAAAUGUAACAUUAAAAAUGACCAGCUCUUUCAUCAUCAGUAAAUGAAUCUCAUUUAUGGUUGAUAGUUGUGUGGAAACAGUCAAAUGCAUUCUUAUUCUGAUAUUUCUCAUUGUGUAAUUUUUUCUAUUUACCAAAGGCAAAAAUUAAUACAGUUUUCAGACUUUAAAGAUUAAUACGUCAAUUCUGAAGUUCAUGCUUUAAUUUAUAAAACUUUAUUUGUUGUUAGCUAAAUAAUUGAUGGUAAUUAACCACAAAACAUCCAUAAUUCAUCUUAUGAGCCAAGAUUUAUCAAUUCUUGUUGAGGAAAAAGCCACAGUAAAAUCAGUCUUGCUGAGGUGUCGAACUGAGAACAUCUAACUGACAUUUAUUAUUAUUAUUAUGUAUAUUAUGAAUUUUGGCAAUAAGUUCAAACUAUCCCAAGACAAGAUCAUUUUUUAUAGAUUCCAUAAUAGGAAUUUUUCUAAGAUAAUAAGAACUUGUAGAACUGGCAAGAUAACUAAUUUACUGGUAUAUAGUACGUGAAUCAUUGGCACAUAAAUAAUGUUUUGCAUGUGUUUGAAGAAACUCUGAACAUGGAAAAAAAUUUCAAUGUACAGUAAAAUCUUGUUGAUCUAAACAUUUAUAUAGUCAUAUUUUAGUUUCUACAGCUGUUGUGAUGAAUUGGUGGCUUACUUGAUUUGGUUAACAACAUGCAGCAGUCAUACUUCUCACUGUCAUCUGCUCUUAUAUCAUCUUCUAAUCAUCUUUUUUCUAGCACUACCAUAUAGUACUUGAUUUAUAAGUACUUAAAGGAAAUAAUACAGAGUUGGUUGUAAUAAGUGAUUUUUUUCAAGUUAACGAAUCUUGCUUUUUUAGUCAUAAAUAACGAUAUAUGACUGGAAACUUUGCAUCUCUGAAGUUUUACUAGCAAAGGCUAAUUCAGUCUCAAAAAUAUAUUUCAAUAUUUUCAUUAAAUAGGAAGUUGUUGGAAUCAUCUUGCUCAGGCUAUGUUGCACAUUACUCUGGUAAAUAAUAAUAAAAAAGUUGGCCAGUUACAGUAAUGUUUUGAAAGUGGAUUUUGUAAUUGCGAUUCUGUUUGUUUAGUUUUUGAAUUAAUGUUUUAGAUGAAGGUGCAUAUGUGCAAAGAAAUACAUAUGUAAAAUAAUAAUAAAAGAUAAAUCUUAUGUUUUAGUAUGUCCAGCCUAGAAUACUAUAGGAAGCAAAUCAUAGGAGUGGUAUUUACUGAACUACAUAGUUUGUGAAUAUGGAAUGCUAAAAUUGUAUUUCUGGCUGUACACUUUUGAAUCUAGAAGAACUAAAGGAAAAACUGCAUUAAGUAAAUUAUCAAGAAACAACAGUUGCCACUAUAGAGAAAUAAUACAAAAAUCAUAAUGAAUCAGUUAAGAGGAAAUUAAAAAGACUGUCCUUUGAACUAGAUAGGUUAAACUGAAAGCUUAGAUAAUUUUUCUCUAUAUUAAACUACUGCUUCUAUGCACAUUUCCUUACUUGAUAAUUAUUUUUGAUUUAUUAAUUUCCAAAAUGAUUUUUUUUCCAAAUAAUUCAAACUAUUUUUACUGUUUUUCAUUUUUUCUUAGUUAAAAAAGUUGUAGAAAUUGUAUUUUAUCUUUGGUAAUGAACAUACCCAUGAUUUUUGAUUAUAGAAGAGCUUCUGUCACUGAAAAGACAGAAAUGUGUAUACUAAGAUUUCCAUUUGUGAAAAUAAUCGUAUAUUAUGCACAAGAGAAAUAUGGCUUAUUCUAUAGCAUUACUGGAAUUUGAGAUAUGUUUCAGUAUUCUGAUUUCAUCCAGCAUAAGUGCCAAAGUGUGUAAGAUUUAGAGGUAAAACUUUCAAAGUAUUAAAAUGGAGGCCAGAGAUGAUUAUACUUAUCAUUUUCAUAUUUCUUUAAAGGUGUUCCUGAAAUUAAUAUCUUUCUAUUGUACUCUACUAUAUGCUAUAUAAUUUUGAGGCUAAAUUUUGAUAAAAUGUAAUUUAUAAAAAAACUGGCCAUGUUUCGAUAUAUGUAGAACUGUUAAACUUGUAAAUAAUGUAAACAAGUCUAUACAUGGAAUCAUGUGUCCACUGUCUUUGCAAAGGAAAACUGUUCUACAGAAUACUAAUAUGGUAUCUAUGUAUUUCUUUGUAACUGUGUGAAAAAGAGGUGUUGUUACUUGGUUGUUUACAGUUGGUGCUGUCACUAAACAUUGAAUACAAAAUUUGAACAUUUAAACAAGUGCCUGUACAUCAAGGUGUAAUGGUUUAUAAUUAGUAGUGUUUCCACAGUAACGAUGAACACUAGUGAUAAGAAAACUUUGUGCAAUUAAUCAAACUGUUUCUAAAAAAUGCAUGAUGAUGAUUUAACUCUGAUUACUGUUAGUUUUGUCAUCGUUCUUACAAGCUUACUCAAGUUUUUAUAUAAUAAAAGUAGAUUCAUUAACAUGAUUUUACAUGUAGCCUUUGAAGGUCUAAAACUUGGGACUUGUGAUUGCAGAGUACUGUUUGUUAGUGCUAACACUUAUUAUGUAAGCCUGAAAAGCUAAUAAGUUUUAUAACAUAAAAAAUUUUUAAAUUUGAAUUUUUUAAGUAUAUCUUUAUUGGCUUUAUGCUUGCAUUGAUGCAUUCAGAUAAAAAAAAAAACUUGUUAAGUAAGUUUGUGAAAGUCAGUCCAACGAAUUUGAAUGCUCAAUAAUAUUAAAUGUCCAGUGAUGUGCCUACUUAAAAAUGAAUUGUAUUUUGAGUACUGGUUUAGGCAUUAUGACUUACUUGAUGAUAAGUUUUUUUGUAAAUUUGUGUAUAGACAAAAGUAUUUUGACAAAUAAAACUAUUUUGCUCACUAAA
This is a messenger RNA of Limulus polyphemus (Atlantic horseshoe crab), 7415 nucleotides long. RefSeq names its product semaphorin-5A-like. NCBI's taxonomy places the organism in Eukaryota, Metazoa, Arthropoda, Merostomata, Xiphosura, Limulidae. Gene Ontology annotation, biological process: negative regulation of axon extension involved in axon guidance; semaphorin-plexin signaling pathway; neural crest cell migration. The transcript has 19 exons. The record is from RefSeq and is a predicted model, not a curated record. The coding region runs from base 421 to 3408 and encodes 995 amino acids. Gene Ontology annotation, molecular function: chemorepellent activity; semaphorin receptor binding.